Molecule: messenger RNA, 2384 nt
Organism: Diachasma alloeum
Lineage: Eukaryota; Metazoa; Arthropoda; Insecta; Hymenoptera; Braconidae
Product: integral membrane protein 2B
Exons: 5
Coding region: 226-1179 (317 amino acids)
Biological process (GO): negative regulation of amyloid precursor protein biosynthetic process
Cellular component (GO): Golgi apparatus; plasma membrane; extracellular exosome
Molecular function (GO): amyloid-beta binding
Source: RefSeq, a predicted model, not a curated record
ACAGAUUGCGGCAGAGUGCAAGUUGAGACAGGCGCGAUCGUCACUCGAUCAAUCGAAUUCCGGUGGCCGUGUUUGUAAUUCCCUUCGCGACAAAAAAUCAUUAAUUCAGUGUUUAUUACCGAUAUCUCAAGCCCUCAAACGUGUCAAGUGCUGGAGGAUCCAGUUAAUUUCUGAUCGGCAUUUAGAUUCAGUGAUUUUUGGAGUGAAGCACGAACGCUAGCCAGAAUGACGGUCAUCACUAAAGCGAUUCUGGAGAAGAAGCCUGCGGAUAAAAUGGAGCAGCCAUUAGUUGUGGACGAGUCGACGGAAAACAAAGGGGAUCCAGAGGCUCAACGCCCCCAACGAGACAUGGCCGGGCAUUAUCUGAUUCUGCGGAGGAUCAGACCAAAUCUUGGCCCGAAUUCAAUGACACUCUAUUGUCUCUUAUUCACCGCACUACUUGGCAUGAGCAUCGGUGUCAUUGGUGGUGUUUAUAUCUACAAGCGUUAUGCAAGAGAACAAAUGCACAGAUUCAGGACUGGCUGGUACAGCAUUCCUUACGAACGAAUGGACAACAAACUGCCAUUGUUGAGUGAUGCAUUGGCCGCUGGAAUACCACCUGACACUAACCUAUUCAAAACCUUUGCACGGAACACUGAAAGGGAGGCACUGGUGCUUGAAGAAUCGGCUGAAGAUAAUAUUCGUAAUUUCUUCCAAGAGAGCUUUGAAAUUGAUCUUGAGAAUGAGCACGAGGAGAUUGAUGUGCCUGACUUCAGGGGUGGACGAGAGGGACGAUUCAUCCACGAUUUUAAUAUUAACCUCACAGGCAUUAUUGACCUUGACAGUCACUCCUGCUUUGUCAUGCCGUUGAACAGACAGAGAGUUCUGCCUCCCAAGAACAUGUACGAUCUACUCAACAAGAUGUACAACGGAGAAUACGACGUAAACACUGAGGUAGUCAGGGAGACUAUGAAGGCAACAAUUCCGCCCAUCAGUGAUCGAUCAUCAGUGGGAACUUACAUUGCUCGAGAGUGCAAGCGCAUGCCUAUUUAUCAGUUGGAAAAGAUCAGUAACUCCAAUAAUGGUAUUGUCAAACGAAGUGUUGACGGUGUCCUCUUCGGCCAAUUCGCAGGAUACAACAUCGUCGAAUACGACAUCUCAAACAUGGAGGAGGUCCAGGAGAAAGCCUCGGCAAAAUAAAUUAAUCCAAUAAAAAAUUAAAGAAAAAUUAUAUCUUAAAAGAAAAUGACAGAAGAAUCACUCAGUAGAUAUAAUAAACACUUGCCCCUCCCCCAUCAUCAACCGGAAUUUCUAUUCAAUCGUGUUUCAGAAAAAGUUGAUAAAGCAGUUCAAUUAUAUCUCAUCUGCGUGGUUAUGGGAUUGUCCAGGGAAUCAGUGAUUCCAGGAGGAUUCGUUAGAAGACAUUUCAGUCGAGAGGUUCUCUCAGCUUUACAUUUUUUUCCAAUUCUCUCGUAGAAUCACUGAAUCCUUGGGGAGAUGUAUAAUUAUUGGAGACUUCACGUUCACCUUGAAUACGUUUUAUCACUUUACUGAUUUGAUAGCUUUGAAAAUUCAACCAGAGCUGUCUAGCUUUUACAGAACGACCUAAUGAGCCAUAAUUAAUUAUUCUGGAGUUUCUGAUACUCUCGAAGAACGAAAAACUCCAACGCCAUCCGUCAAUUUCAUCUGAUAAAGAGUGAACUUUUGGGAAUUCAGUAGCGAAGAGGUAAAACGGUUCAUGUAGUUUUUGACGAGUAUCUCGGAAUCUAAGAUAGAUAGAGAAAUUGUUGUCAUGACCUUUUUUGUAGCCCUCACUUCGCUCGACAAAAAAGGUCAUUACGAGAAUUUCGCCAUCUCCCUUAGAUUCGGAGAUAUUCCUCAAAAACUCGGCGGAAACUCAAGUUGACUUGAACUGUUUCAUCGAUUUCGUUACUGAAUUGCACUAGCUGAUUUUUGCAGGAUCGUUAGAAAUCUGUGGUAGCACCAGUAAAGCCAAAUCAGUGGUGAUAUGAAAUUUAAAAAAUUCAUAAGGCUGACAGAGACCUACCCAAGUAGAUGUCAUCAUUUUAUUUAACGAGAAAAAAAAUAUACGUAAGAAAUACUCGUGUGUAACAGACGUGUUUUGUAUCUCUUUUAUUGUAUAUAUUGCUUUGAAUACAUAAUUGCGUGAUCAAUACGGAUAGAAUCAAUUUUUCGGAAUAAUUUGCAAGUCAAUGCACGUAAUUUUCAUUCCAAUAGCAUUUUUCUAUACAAUUAAGUUUAGUAUGAUUAGUUAAGGUAGAUAUACAUUAGGUAUUGUACUUUUGUCACUUAUAUUCAUUAGAGGGAAUUAUUCGAAUACGAAUUUAUCAAUGUCUAAGCGAUAAUGCUGUAAGAGUGGUAAAAUAAAGAAAAUAUUAAUGUUA